Molecule: messenger RNA, 483 nt
Organism: Rhopalosiphum padi (bird cherry-oat aphid)
Lineage: Eukaryota; Metazoa; Arthropoda; Insecta; Hemiptera; Aphididae
Product: zinc finger BED domain-containing protein 5-like
Exons: 1
Coding region: 1-483 (160 amino acids)
Source: RefSeq, a predicted model, not a curated record
AUGGUUGAUAUUGGAGAAAAAAUAUCUUCAUUUAAACAAAAGCUCGCACUUUGGCGCGAAAAACUGUCACAAGGAAAAAUUGCCACAUUUCCUCUUUUAAGUGAAGUUCUUGAAGAUUCAACAAAAGUUACAUUAGAUGACUUAAAAUUACUGCUUCAAGAAUACUUGGACAAAUUACAGUUAGAACUCAAUCGAUGUAUACCAGAAAAUGUUGAGCUCAGUAAAUAUAGUCGGGUGAGAAAUCCAUUUGAAGUUUCCGUUCACGAAGUUGGCGAAGAUAUUUGCGGGUUCCAAGAAGAACUUAUUGAUCUUCAGGCUAAUCAAGUUUUAAAAGAAAAUUUUUCUCAAAAGUGCCUAACUCAAUUUUGGGCACAGCUAAAAGAUAAACCUAUUUUAACAAGAGAAUCUGAAAAAGAAUUUCUACCUUUCCCAACCACGUACCUAUGUGAAGCCGGAUUUUCUGCUCUAGUUGUUAUUAAAUAA